UUGGCUAAAAGAUAAGGGAAAAUGGAAGAGAGGGCCAGAGGCAGGGGGGGCAUUAGUGUUGAAUUUGGUUGAAAAUGAAGGUAUAAUGAAACUCAACUGAUCCUUGGGAAAGUAGAUAACAACCCAUCAUAAUGCUACUUCACGCUUCAGCUCCGAUUCUUUUUAACAGAAUCUCAAGGAAUCUUGCAUGUGUCUGUGUCAGCAACAAUAGUGGAAAACAUCUUGCAACUACAGCUACAGGCUUGUUAGCAGCUGCUGUUGUGAUAACCUCAGGUGCCACUGAAGAAGCGGAAACGCUGUCCAAUAUACCCCAGGAACUAUCCGGCGAGUGCGCGGGGGCGAAGGAUUGCACAAAGCCUAGAAUCCAACGACCCAAAUCGAGGAAAGCCGAGUCCUGCACUAUUAAAUGUGUCACCACUUGCAUCAGGGGAGGUGAAGGUUCUCCUGGUGAAGGCCCUUUUAAUGUCAGAAGACCUUUGGUUGUUUUCAAGGAAGGGUUUCGAAGCCGUCGAUAUUGUUUGGUGGAAUGUUCAGAUAUAUGUAAUUUGAUUGGAGAUGGAGAUGAUGGUCCUUGAAUUGUGUAUGAAUUCUUCAUUGACAAAAAGUGAAAUUUAUUGUUCUAAGUUUUCCUUGCAAAGAAGGAAAGCUUCUUUUUCAGUAUCAGAUUCAAAGGGUGUAAUGCCGAGCAAAUCUCAUUUCAAUUUUUCUUGAAGUAUAUUGUAGCUUGUAAAAGAUCCUUGGGCAUAUGUAUGAAUAUAUACACUUUUUGUACUGCUUGUCUCUCUAUUGAAGAAAGUUCAAUUUCUUGUA
Mangifera indica (mango) is the source of this 810-nucleotide messenger RNA. RefSeq lists its product as uncharacterized. Lineage: Eukaryota; Viridiplantae; Streptophyta; Magnoliopsida; Sapindales; Anacardiaceae. The coding region runs from base 132 to 575 and encodes 147 amino acids. The record is from RefSeq and is a predicted model, not a curated record. The transcript has 3 exons.